UCACAUAGAAACUACGCGUUUAGAUGGUGAAGAAAAUUUAAAAAUCAGACAAUGUGUUAAAGAAACAUCUCAUUGUAAAGAAUUAAAAGAUUUGAUUGGUUUAAAUGGAAUAAUUGAAUGUGAAUUGCCAAAUAAGUUACUUUAUAAUUUUUUAGGAAGACUGACAAUUAUGAAUAAAAAUCCUAUACCUUUAGAUAAUAAACAAUUUUUACUAAGAGGAUCAGUUCUGCGAAAUUCAAAAUGGAUCUAUGGAGUUGUGAUAUACAGCGGUCAUGAAACUAAAAUUAUGCUUAAUCAAUCUUUACACUCUUUAAAAGAAUCAACUGCAAUGGAAACAAUUCAAAACUCGUUACUAAAAACGGUUUUUCUAUUGAUUUUUUUCCUGAGUAUUAUGUGUGCUUUAUGCUCUUUGUGGUGGACUAAAAACCAUACUAAUAAACAUUGGUAUCUUGAACAAAGAGAUGUCAAUGCGUACACGUUUCUUUUACAAUCAAUCAGUUUUUUCGUUAUAUUUCAUAAUACAAUCCCCGUAUCACAUGUUUAUAUUGAAGUAGUGCGUUUCUUACAGGCUUGGUUUAUUAAUAAUGAUAUUGAUAUGUACCACAAAGAAAGCAAUACACGUGCUAGGGUUAGAUCACAAAAUUUGAAUGUCGAGUUGGCAAAGGUAAAAUACAUUUUUUCUGAUAAAACUGGUACUUUGACUAAGAAUAUUAUGAAAUUAAAACAUUGUUCAAUUGCUGGAGAACUUUAUCCAGAAGGAUCUCAAAAUAAAAUUAUAUAUAACUCGAUCAAUCAUUCUACCAAAAACAACUAUGUCUUGGAAUUUUUGAGAAUAAUGUCUAUCUGUCAUACAGUUAUACCUGAGAAGUCAAAACUGACUGAUAAAAUAGUGUACAACGCAUCGUCUCCUGAUGAACAAGCAUUAGUCAUUGGAUCUCAACAAUUUGGAUUUAUAUUUCAUACUCGUAGUCCAACAUCAGUUACUAUUACUACAUUAUACGGAGAGGAGACUUAUGAAAUUUUAAAUUUAAUAGAGUUUACAAAUUCUAGGAAAAGAAUGUCAGUUAUUGUUCGGACACCUGAUGGUCAAAUAAAAUUAUUUUGCAAAGGUGCAGAUACCGGUAUCAUUAAACGCUUAUCAAAAUCUGGUGAAAAGUACAAAAACCAAACCUUGAUGCACUUAAAUGAUUUUGCCCACUCUGGUUACCGUACGUUAUGUUUUGCAUAUAAAAAUAUUUCUGAAAGCUUUUAUAAUAAGUGGAAAGAUGAAUAUCUCAAUGCAUCUGCCGUGUUAAUAGAUCGUGAAAGUGCCAAAAAUAAGGUCGCUGAAAAAAUAGAAAAGAAACUGACGCUAAUUGGAGCGACUGCAAUUGAAAAUAAAUUACAGGACAACGUACCAAAAACUAUCCAAGCAUUAAUGUGUGCAGCAAUUAAAGUAUGGAUACUAACUGGAGAUAAAGAAGAAACAGCAUUAAAUAUUGGAUUAUCUACAACACUCAUUACACAAGAUAGCUCAAUAAUUAUUUUUAAUGAAUCAAAUUUAACGGAUCUCAGGCAUGCUAUAAAUCAAAAAAUGUAUAAUUUGGACCUUAAAGUUGAAACAAUAAAUUGUACAUUGAUAAUAUGUGGACGAUUUUUGAAGCACGCAUUGUCUAGUGAUCUUAAAAUGAAAUUUCUCAAAUUGUGCUUUAACUGUAAGUCUGUGAUCUGUUACAGAAUAUCGCCUACACAGAAAGCUGAGAUUGUUGAUCUCGUAACAAAAUAUACAAAUGAAGUAACCUUGGCUAUAGGUGAUGGAGCUAAUGAUGUGCCUAUGCUUCAUAAAGCUAGUAUCGGAGUCGGUGUAGUAGGUUUAGAUGGAUUACAAGCAUACAAUGCUUCAGACUAUUCAAUUGGACAAUUUAAUUAUUUAUUAAAAUUAUUGUUUGUGCAUGGCGCUUGGAAUUAUGAAAAGAUUACCAAAAUGGUUUAUUUUUAUCACUAUAAAACUGUUGUUUUUAAUUCAUUGCAAUUAUGGUUUGCCAUUUAUUCUGGAUGGUCUGGUCAAGUACUAUUCGAUAGAUGGAAUAUUUUCACGUACAAAUCAUUAUUUACAGUUUCACUACCGAUUGUAAUGGGACUAUUUCUAACUUCAUGCUCAACAGAAACAAGAUUAAAAUGUCCACAGUUGUACUAUAAAACUCAAAAUGUAUUUAGUUUUAAAAUGUUUUGGAUAUGGAUAAUUAAUGCUUUAUUUCACUCAAUAUUCUUAUUUUGGAUAUGUUUAUUCAUCAUGAAGCAUGAAGUUAUAUGGAUCAAGGGGAGAGUAGGCGAUUAUUCAGUAUUCGGAAACAUCAUAUACACUUGUACGUUGGUCAUUGUGUGUUUCAAGGCAGGUUUACAUAUUCAGUCAUGGUCUUUUAUUGUACACUUAGCUAUAUGGGUAUCAAUACUACUAUGGAUAUCAUUCAUAAUAAUUUAUGACGAAUUAAAGAACAUUUUAAUGCAUUUUACUGUGUUCAUCAAUAUAAAUGAAAUCAUAUUUAGAUCGCCAAUAUUUUGGAUUACAAUACUAUUUACUACGAGUGUAGUUCUAUUACUUGAUAUUAUAAUUAUAACAAUUCAACGAACUCUAAGCAAUGAUAUGACAAAUAACGAUUAAGAAAAAUGGAAUUUUAAAAAAAUAAUGCGAUACCAGCCACAUAAUAAAUAACAUUUCAUAACUUUAUUGAAAUAGACCUAUUAGUAAUUAUAUAUUUAAAACAAUUGAAAAUAUACAAUUAUGUAUGAAGUAAGCAAUUUACUAAUUUUUAAGAAUACUUUACCCUACUUUCUAUGAACUUCUAUAUACACUUAUUUACCUAUUUGACCUAUUUGUUAAAAGUUCUUGGAUGAUAAACUGAUAACUAAUAACUAGGUAUAUUGUGGUUUUUCAAUAUCGAUAUAGA
Molecule: messenger RNA, 2927 nt
Organism: Rhopalosiphum maidis (corn leaf aphid)
Lineage: Eukaryota; Metazoa; Arthropoda; Insecta; Hemiptera; Aphididae
Product: probable phospholipid-transporting ATPase IA
Exons: 16
Coding region: 170-2641 (823 amino acids)
Biological process (GO): phospholipid translocation
Cellular component (GO): plasma membrane
Molecular function (GO): ATP hydrolysis activity; magnesium ion binding; ATP binding
Source: RefSeq, a predicted model, not a curated record